GUUGUUACAAAGUGACCUUGAGCGUCUUCCCUACUGCACCAAUUCCCCGCCUUCUCCAUCCGGGUGCCGCGGCGCGGAUAAGAGUCGGACCGCGCCUGCGCGCCCAGCCCCACUCCUUCGACCUCUGCCGCCGCCACCGCCGCCGCCACCUCCCGGGACGAGAGGAAGCGGGAGAGGAAGCCACAUCGCCGGUCACCCAAGUCCUCCAGCCGCGCCGCCCCGAGGAGUGUAAGAUGUUCGCCUGCGCCAAGCUUUCCUGCACCUCCGCUCUGAUCCGAGCUGGAUCCAGAGUUGCAUACAGACCAAUUUCUGCAUCAGUGUUAUCUCGACCAGAGGCUAGGACUGGAGAGAGCACUACUGUAUUUAAUGGGGCCCAACAUGGUUCGUCUCAGCUAAUCCAAAGGGAGUUUCAGACCAGUGCAAUCAGCAGAGACAUUGAUACUGCUGCCAAAUUUAUUGGUGCAGGGGCUGCAACAGUAGGAGUGGCUGGCUCUGGUGCUGGUAUUGGAACAGUCUUUGGCAGCCUUAUCAUCGGUUAUGCCAGAAACCCUUCGCUGAAACAGCAGCUGUUCUCAUAUGCUAUCCUGGGAUUUGCCUUGUCUGAAGCUAUGGGUCUCUUUUGUUUGAUGGUUGCUUUCUUGAUUUUGUUUGCCAUGUAACAGAAAUUAUUGCUUGAAAUAUUGGCAUUCAUAUUAAUUACGGAUGUAAUUCUGUGUAUCUUACUGUGACUCCGAAAACCGUAAUAUUGGUUUCAUGGAAAUAUAUGUUAUUUCCAAAGUCAUUUCAUUAAAGAUGAAACUUUAA
Pteropus alecto (black flying fox) is the source of this 804-nucleotide messenger RNA. It is a transcript of the gene ATP5MC3, whose product is annotated as ATP synthase membrane subunit c locus 3. The record is from RefSeq and is a predicted model, not a curated record. The transcript has 5 exons. Gene Ontology annotation, molecular function: proton transmembrane transporter activity. The coding region runs from base 234 to 659 and encodes 141 amino acids. Gene Ontology annotation, biological process: proton transmembrane transport; proton motive force-driven ATP synthesis. NCBI's taxonomy places the organism in Eukaryota, Metazoa, Chordata, Mammalia, Chiroptera, Pteropodidae.